AACCACUAUAUUGUUGUGUGUAUGUUCUAUACUGACACCUAGUGGCGAAUGUUGAUGUUGAAUGCGGAUAGCUAGCGACUAAAAUAACAGGAAGUGACAUACAGGAUGUGACAUACAGAAGUGUGAUUCAGGAAGUGAUCGUGCCUUCAGUGUUAGCAUCUCAGCUUACCAUCUUCACAAUCCUAUGCCUUAAAGUCCACAAACCGGCUUCAUCUUUUUACAAAUACUAUUUUCCUGCAUUAAAUCCUGCCAAGCACAACACCCCGUCUGUUCAUUGGAGAAUGAGGUGCUGGAGAAUAUAUGUUAAGCUGGCUGUAUAGCUAUAAAAACAAGAAACUUUUAGCGAGGACAGCACAGUAAAAAGAUGACCACCCACCGUGGGACUUUCAAGAGGAUUUCAAGAUAGACAAGCUACUCCGUACCUCAUCACCAUGGAGACUACAGCCAAGCCAGUAGAUGCUCCAGAUGAAUGGACAGCAAACUACUCACAAGAUGGUGUCAAAACAGGUACAGCCUCCUCACACCAUGGCUCUGUAAAAUCACGCUCUUCACGCUCAUCGACAAGCUCUAGAGUCAGCUUAGACGCAGCAAGAGCCCGAGCUAAAGCAGAAGCAGCUAAAACCAGGUUGGCCUUCACAGAAAAAGAGAGUGAACUAAAAAUUGAAAGAGCUAAGCUGGAAGCCAGAAUCGACUACAUCAAUUUACAGCGAGAAGCGGAAGCUGCUCACGCAGAAGCUGUAGUGCUGGAGAAUGCAGCAGCAGAUAUGGAUGGAUCUGAGCAUAACAAAGAACUAAAGUCCUUGCCCCUUCAAGAAAGUGCACUUAAAAGAACGCAUGAUUAUGUCAGCGAUCACGCCCUGCAUCAUUUCACACAGGCACCAACGGAGGAUAAGGAAGUCUACCCCUUACAUGCACUACUCUCACCCCAGCAGACCCAGUCCCUCACCAUCAAUAGGAGAUCGAUGUAUCAUCAAAGAGAUACACAAGAGCCUCCCACAGAAGUCUUACAGCGGAGGAAUUAUGAUCAACAGCAUAAUGCUCUCCCCUCAAAGUCACCCGCCUCAGACAACAUAAGUCAUAAUGCUACAGUAACUGAUCUUGCCAAAUUUCUUGCUAAAAAUCAGCUGGUAUCCUCAGGAUUGACACGGUUUGAUGACCUACCUGAACACUACCAAGCUUGGAGAGAGACCUUCAUCAACACAAUUGAAAACCUCGAGAUGUCAGCAAGUGAAGAGAUGGAUUUGCUGAUAAAAUGGCUGGGAAAGGAUUCCAGUGAGCAAGCGCUUAGGAUCAGGUCUGUCAACAUCAGGCGACCUUCUUUGGGUCUUCAAACAAUUUGGGAGAGAUUAAACAAAACGUAUGGCUCUCCAGAGGUCAUAGAGAGAGCUCUUUUUACUAAAAUAGAGAACUUCCCCAAGAUCCAUAACAGAGACAAUAAAAAACUCCAGGAGCUAGCAGACCUAUUAGUAGAGUUGGAUGUGGCUAAAGGAGAUGGAUACUUACCAGGGCUAGCUUACCUUGACACAACAAGAGGAGUGCAGCCUAUUGUGGAGAAACUUCCUGUCCAUCUACAAGACAGGUGGCUGUCUCAGGGAUGCAAGUACAAAAGAGAACAUUGUGUUGCCUUUCCUCCUUUCUCAUUUUUCCGAGAGUUUGUCUGCAGAGAAGCCGAAGACAGAAACGACCCGAGUUUCAACGUCCCCACUUUCGUUCCAACCUCUUACAAGAAUGAGAAGUUGACUCAUAUUAAACCGGUCUCUGUACACAAGACAAGCAUCUCAUCCCAGGACGCAACCACCAAAACAGAAGAUCUCGACAGACUGUGCCCCCUGCAUAACAAGCCCCACGCACUAAAGAAAUGCAGAGGUUUCAGGAGAAUGAUCUUAGAUGACAGGAAGAAAUACCUAAAAGAGAACAAUAUAUGUUUUCGUUGCUGUGCUUCCACAACGCAUCAGGCAAAGUUCUGCGAAACCCUCAUAAAAUGCACAGAGUGUGACAGCAACAAACAUCUCUCUGCUCUUCACCCCGGCCCUCCUCCUCAGUCCCAGCCAUGUUUCUUCCGUCCCUCAGAGAACGGCGGGGAGUGUGAGGAGACAAUGCAGCCAGAUGUCACAUCACAAUGUACCGAGGUUUGCGGUAAGGACUUUAAAGGCAAAUCCUGCUCAAAGAUCUGCAUUGUGAAUGUGUAUCCCAGUGGUCACCGUAACCUAAAGAGAAAAAUGUAUGCCAUUUUAGACGACCAAAGUAAUGCGUCCUUAGCUAGAUCUGAGUUUUAUGAAAUGUUCAACAUCAGGGGAGAAGCAGUGUCAUACACACUCAAAACCUGUGCAGGGAUGGUGGAAACAGCUGGCAGAAAAGCCUGUGGAUUUACCGUAGAAUCUAUAGAUGGAAAAAUGAACAUGGCACUACCUACACUAACCGAGUGUAAUGAAAUUCCAAAUAAUAGGGCAGAAAUCCCAACGCCAGAAGCUGCGUACCACCACCACCACCUGAGACAGAUUGCGACCGAAAUCCCUGCUCUUGAUCCGGACGCUGCUAUUUUACUACUUCUGGGUAGAGACAUUGUAAGGGCCCAUAAAGUUCGUAAACAGCACAAUGGCCCUCACGAUGCACCUUAUGCACAAAAGCUAGACCUCGGGUGGGUCAUAAUAGGGGACGUAUGCCUUGGAGGCGCCCACAAGGCUAACACAGUCAGUACCAUGAAGACUUCCAUCCUCGAAAAUGGAAGACCAACUUGCUUUACUCCAUGUGAGAAUCAGAUACGAGUGAAAGAAAUCUAUCGUAUUGAAAACAAAGGCAAGAACCCACUCCUUCACAAACCCACGCCAAGUACCUCGAUAAUACCAGAGAUGGAUAGCCUCGGGAAAGCGGUGUUCUGUACAACGGAGAAUGACAACUUGCUAGCUCAUUCCAUCGAGGAUCUAGCCUUUAUACAGAUCAUGGAACGAGAGUUGUCACAGGACGACACAAACAGCUGGGUCGCUCCGCUCCCUUUCCGUCAGCCACGAAGACGUCUCCCUAACAACAGAGACUAUGCUCACGGCCGUCUGAUGUCACUGCGACGGACGCUGCAGAAGAAACCUGGAAUGAAAGAACAUUUCACUGAAUUCAUGCAGAAAAUGCUUGACAAUAAGCAUGCAGAGCUUGCACCACCACUCAAAGAAGGGGUAGAAUGCUGGUACCUCCCUACCUUUGGCGUGUACCACCCUCAAAAGCCUGACCAGAUUCGUGUGGUAUUUGAUUCCAGUGCACAGUGUGAUGGAAUCUCACUGAAUGAUGUGUUGCUUUCUGGACCAGACCUUAACAAUAGCCUCAUUGGAGUGCUUCUCAGAUUCAGAAGAGAACCUGUUGCAGUAACAGCAGACAUACGACAAAUGUUUUACUGUUUUUCAGUGCGUGAAGAUUGCAGGGACUUUCUACGGUUCUUGUGGUUCAGGGAAAAUGAUCUCAACCAGGACGUGGUCGAGUACCGAAUGCGAGUUCAUGUUUUUGGGAACAGCCCAUCACCGGCAGUGGCGAUCUUUGCUCUGAGGCGAGCGGCAAAGCACCAAGAGGAAUGCUACGGCAGUGAUGCGAGACACUUUGUUGAGAGAGAUUUUUAUGUCGACGACGGUCUUAAAUCAUUUUCAACUGAAGCUGAGGCCAUCGAAGUCGUACGUCGCACACAGAGAAUGUUGGCUGAGUCAAACAUCAUGCUGCACAAGAUCGCCUCAAAUCGAACAGAGGUCAUGAAUGCAUUUCCAGCAGAAGAAAGAGCAAAGGAUAUCAAAGACCUCGACCUUUCCACCGACGACUUGCCUGUUCAACGGAGCCUGGGAGUCAGCUGGAAUAUAAUGUCGGACACUUUCACUUUCCAUGUUCCCGAAGGUAAAAAACCGUUCACACGUCGAGGGGUGCUGUCAACAGUGAACAGUCUGUUUGAUCCACUGGGUUUUUUGGCUCCCGUCACCAUUGAAGGCAGACUUAUACUCAGAGAGCUUUCGACUCAAGACACAGAAUGGGACACAUCGCAGAAAACAGAACUGUGCGUCUUUUCAGAUGCCUCUGUGAAAGCAAUAUCAGCAGUGGCUUACCUGAAGGUUACAAAUGAACAUGGUCACAGUGAAGUCGGCUUCGUCUUUGACUUCGGCCAGUCGUUGACGAUGACGGGCUUCUGA
Molecule: messenger RNA, 4157 nt
Organism: Pungitius pungitius (ninespine stickleback)
Lineage: Eukaryota; Metazoa; Chordata; Actinopteri; Perciformes; Gasterosteidae
Exons: 4
Coding region: 432-4157 (1241 amino acids)
Source: RefSeq, a predicted model, not a curated record